AUGACACUCCAAUUAGCAGAUCGUUCUACCAAGUGUCCUUAUGGUGUUAUAGAGGAUAUCCUUGUUAAAGUGGACAAAUUCACUUUUCUAGUGGAUUUUGUCAUUUUAGACAUGGAAGAGGACAAUGAGGUUCCUCUUAUCUUGGGUAGACCAUUUAUGAAGACUGCUAGGGUGAUCAUUGAUGUGGAUGAUAGCCAACUUAAGGUGCGUGUGCAAGAUGAAACUGUGACUUUCAAUGUUAAGGAAGUUAUGCAACAUCCUAGUGAUAGUAGCAAUUGCUUUCGGGUGGAAGUUUUGGAUGAAUUAGUGGACUCUGCAAAGAGCCAAAUGUUUGUGAAGUCUCCUCUUGAGAGAGUAUUGAUAGAUGCUUGUGAUGACUUGACUUUAGAUGAGGAAUCUGAAGUUGAGGAGGCUACACAACAUUUGGACAAAUUGAAAGAAGUUAACUCCACUAAGGAUGAAGUGGAGAAGUUGGAAAAAGGGAAGUUAGAUGAUCAAGGCAAAGUGGAACUAAAAUUGUUGCCUGAUCAUCUCAAGUAUGUGUUUUUGGAGGAUGAUUCAAAGAAGCCUGUCAUAAUCAAUAAUUCUCUAUCAAAAAGUGAGGAACAAAAGCUUGUAAAAGUUCUCACAGCAAAUCAAGGAGCUAUAGGUUGGCAAAUUUCUGAUUUGAAAGGCAUAAGUCCAACCUAUUGCAUGCAUAAGAUCAUGAUGGAAAAGGACUUUAAGCCUAUAGCACAACCACAAAGGAGAUUAAAUCCUAUCAUGAAAGAAGUGGUGAGAAAGGAAGUACUAAAAUUGUUAGAGGCAGGGAUGAUAUAUCCUAUCUCUGACAGUACAUGGGUAAGUCAUGUGCACGUAGUGCCAAAGAAGAGAGGCAUGACUGUUGUUCAAAAUGAGAAGAAUGAGUUGAUACCAACUAGGACAGUCAUCGAAUGGCGGAUGUGUAUUGAUUAUAGGAAACUUAAUCAAGCCACCCGGAAGGAUCAUUUUCCUCUUCCCUUUAUGGAUCAGAUGUUGGAACGGUUAGCAGGGCAAGCCUACUAUUGUUUCCUGGAUGGUUAUUCAGGUUACAAUCAAAUAGUAGUGAUUCCUGAGGAUCAGAAGAAGACAACUUUUACUUGCCCCUUCGGUGUGUUUGCAUAUAGAAGGAUGCCCUUUGGUCUUUGUAAUGCACCUGCUACCUUCCAACGAUGCAUGCUAGCAAUUUUUGCUGAUUUGGCAGAGAAAUGUAUUGAAGUGUUCAUGGAUGACUUCUCAGUUUUUGGAACAUCCUUUGAUCUCUAUUUGACAAACCUGGAUGUAGUCUUAAAAAGAUGCAUAGAUACGAACCUUGUGUUGAAUUGGGAGAAAUGUCAUUUUAUGGUUCGUGAAGGUAUUGUGUUAGGCCACAAGAUUUCAUCCAGGGGAAUAGAAGUGGAUCAUGCAAAGGUGGAUGUUGUUGAGAAAUUACCACCUCUAACUAAUGUGAAGGGUGUUAGAAGCUUUCUUGGUCAUGCUGGGUUUUAUAGACGUUUCAUUAAAGACUUCUCCAAGAUAGCUAAACCCCUUUGCAAUCUUCUGGUCAAAGAUACUCCUUUUGAGUUUGAUGCUGAGUGCUUGAAGGCUUUCCAUAGUUUGUAA
Molecule: messenger RNA, 1620 nt
Organism: Vigna unguiculata (cowpea)
Lineage: Eukaryota; Viridiplantae; Streptophyta; Magnoliopsida; Fabales; Fabaceae
Source: RefSeq, a predicted model, not a curated record